AUCCCGCCAUGUCUCCCACGUUCGGGUGGGGCCGGCGGCAAGCAGGCCGCGUCGCCAUGGCAACGGCGCCUUUAAAGGCGGAAGGGGCGGUUAUGGGAGGCUGCCGCCAUGGCGCACGGCAACCCUGUGCCUAAACUCUACAAGUCCAUUAUUGACGAUGUGAUUGAAAGUAUUCAGGACCUCUUUGCAGAAGAGGGAGUAGAUAAACAGGUUUUGAGAAAGCUGAAGGAGCUCUGGGAAACCAAGGUUAUGCAGUCUAAAGCAACCGAAGGCCUCUUCAAACACAGCCACCAUUCUUCACGCUUAACUCUACAUGUUCCACACAAUUUUCAUCAUGUUUUGCAGGCUCCAACAGCUUCUUUAGUUAUCCCAACUGGAGGAGGCUUUCAGCAUUUCAUAGCAGCUGACCUGGGUGCUUCACAAAGGGGUGCAACUCUUACUCUCCCUUCCAGUGUUGCUUAUCCCAUACAUGUACCAGCUGGACUGACUCUGCAGACAGCAUCUGGGCAGCUUUAUCAAGUAAAUAUGCCUGUUAUGGUUGCACAUGGCCAAGGAGAUGCAAGUAUUCUGCAGCAUCCUCUUCAGCAGAUGUUUCAGCCUGUUGGCCAACCUUCAGUUCUGAAAACAAACGUUGCUAGUGUUGCUCCGGUGAGAUCUUCUGUCCAGGCAACUGCUGAGACAUUGCAAACCCAGAAGACUGAAGUCCAACAAACUGUGGUGUUUCAACCGAGUGCCUUGCAGAAUAAACACCCAGAGAACUCCACCAACACUGUGCUGUUUCGGCAGCCUGCAGUGAGUCGGCAGGAGAUUGCAACUAAUGCAGUGUUAAAUCAGUGUGCAGAGUUAACAGAAAAAUCCCAGUGCAGCCGUCUUCAUACAGCUGUGUUUACUUCAGGAUCCUCUGAAGUGUUUUCUCCUGCUGAAUCCUUGGCAAACCACCCAGGCAGUGUGCUGCUGCCAGAUGUGGAGGGGCAGUUAGACGUGAAGCCUCAGGAAUCAGUGCAACAGCAGGUGUCUGAUGUCAUUGAGCUGAUUAUCAAGGGCAAAAGUUUAGAUGAUAAUGCUGCUCUGAAAGACCAGGAUAGCGAGGCUCCCACAGACAAGAUGGAACCUACUGAGCAGGUGGAAUCUGAUUUACAGUCAGAGAGGGGUAUCUGCAGUGACACUGAAGGCAUAAUUCAGCUAGAUGGAACUUGUGAUGGUUCUCCCAAGAAAGAAGUACUACAUACAAAAGAUACAGAAGAGAAUGAGUUCAUUGGCAUUAUUGAAUCAGAGGAUCUGAAGAUUCUGGAGGGUGAAGAAGAUGAAGAAGCUGACAGUAUUUCAAACUCUGAGUCUAGUAGCAGCUGUGACAAUGAAGAGCCCCAAACAGACAUUGUUGAGGAGGACCCAUUAAAUUCUGCUGAUGAUGUCAGUGACCUGGACAUUGCCGACUUGUUUGACACCAACAAUGUGAUAGUUUGUCAGUAUGAGAAGAUACAUAGAAGUAAAAACAAAUGGAAGUUCUUCUUAAAAGAUGGAGUGAUGUCCUUUGAUGGUAGAGACUAUGUUUUUGCAAAAGCUGUUGGAGAUGCAGAGUGGUGAAACCUGACUGUCGUACGUAUGUUAAGACUGGCAUUGUUCCUUCACAAACCAUCUGUGAAACAACUAAACUUUCUAUAUUUUGCCAUAAAGACCCAUACAAUUAGCUAAAAUAUGUAAAAUCUUUGUUGUUAAAACAUGCAAAUUAAAAUAGUACUGUUAACUACAAUCUUUUCUCUUCUGAUUAUUUCAUUACUUUUCCAGCCAAAAAGCAUUGUUGAAUUGAAUAGCUUUAAAGACUAGAAUGUUGUGUUUGUUAGUAAUUCAAGAAAGCCAUAGAAUACUAAGUGACUGUAUGUAAGUAAAUUGUGGUUUAAUUUUCUUAUUU
Tympanuchus pallidicinctus (lesser prairie-chicken) is the source of this 1909-nucleotide messenger RNA. RefSeq names its product general transcription factor IIA subunit 1 like (gene GTF2A1L). The record is from RefSeq and is a predicted model, not a curated record. Lineage: Eukaryota; Metazoa; Chordata; Aves; Galliformes; Phasianidae. Gene Ontology annotation, cellular component: transcription factor TFIIA complex. The coding region runs from base 109 to 1584 and encodes 491 amino acids. The transcript is spliced from 9 exons. Gene Ontology annotation, biological process: transcription by RNA polymerase II; transcription initiation at RNA polymerase II promoter.